AUGGGACAUGGUCAUAACUACAAACUAGAAAUCACUAUCAGAGGACCUAUCGAUCGGAAUACGGGUAUGGUUAUGAAUCUUGGUGACUUGAAGUCAAUCAUACAGAAGAAUGUGCUCAACUUCUUGGAUCAUAAAAAUAUUGAUGAAGACGUCGAAUACUUUAAAAAGAAUCAUAUCGUAUCAACUACAGAAAAUUUGGCUGUUUUUAUAUGGUCUCAGUUAGCCAACGCUAUACCCAACAAACUACUAUACAAGAUUAAAUUAUGGGAAACUGAAAAGAAUAUUGUCACAUACAAGGGUGAAUAG
Heterobilharzia americana is the source of this 306-nucleotide messenger RNA. NCBI's taxonomy places the organism in Eukaryota, Metazoa, Platyhelminthes, Trematoda, Strigeidida, Schistosomatidae. The record is from the annotation of a GenBank genome assembly.